Messenger RNA from Wyeomyia smithii (pitcher-plant mosquito), 1518 nucleotides. RefSeq names its product chitinase-like protein Idgf4. Gene Ontology annotation, molecular function: chitin binding. Gene Ontology annotation, biological process: carbohydrate metabolic process; chitin catabolic process. The record is from RefSeq and is a predicted model, not a curated record. Lineage: Eukaryota; Metazoa; Arthropoda; Insecta; Diptera; Culicidae. The transcript has 3 exons. Gene Ontology annotation, cellular component: extracellular region. Bases 92 to 1417 code for a protein of 441 amino acids.
UUCGCCUGCCGGCUCAGCUCAGUUGAUCGUGAACUUCGCGGGCGAUCAGUAAUUUGUGGUGUGUUUUGUUAAAAAAAAAGUUAGUGUUAGUAUGUUACCAGUGAAAUCAGCUGUCCUAGCGCUGGGACUGAUCCUGACGGUGUUGCUUCCCGCCGGUCAGAGUCAACAGACGACCAAGGUUCUGUGCUACUACGACGGGGCUAACUUCCUGAUCGAAGGCCUAGGCAAAGUCACGUUAGGCGACAUCGAAACCGCAGUUCCAUUCUGUACGCAUUUGGUUUACGGUUAUGCUGCUGUCGAUUCGGACUCCUCCAAAGCCGUUUCUCGCAAUCCGAACUUAGAUCUGGACACCGGAAAGGGCAACUAUCGGCAGGUGACGCAGCUGAAGCGUAAAUUCCCAGCCCUCAAGGUACUGCUAGGAAUCGGCGGGUACCGAUUCUCCGCUCCGUCUCCCAAGUAUCUGGAACUGCUGGAGUCCGGUGCUUCACGGAUCACCUUCAUCAACAGUGUUUAUUCGAUAGUUAAGACUUACGACUUCGAUGGAAUUGAUAUAGCCUGGCAGUUCCCGCAGAACAAACCGAAAAAGAUCCGCUCCACCACCAGUAAGCUGUGGCACGGAUUCAAGAAAGUGUUCAGCGGGGACCAGGUGCUGGACGAGAAAGCCGAUGAGCAUCGCGAAGAGUUCACCGCUCUGCUGCGGGAGCUGAAAAAUGCAUUCCGAUCUGACAACUACCAGCUGGGAAUUACCGUGCUGCCCCAUGUUAAUGCCACCGUUUUCAUGGACAUUCCCGCCAUCAUUAACUAUUUGGACUUUGUGAGUAUUGCCGCCUACGAUAUGCAAACCCCACAACGCAACCCCAAGGAAGCUGAUUUCUCCGCUCCACUAUACGAGCUGAACGAUCGAGUACCCGGAAAUAAUGUGGAUGGAUUGGUUAGGGUGUGGUUAAACAGCAACGCACCGGCUUCUAAACUGAUAGUAAGCAUUCCCACUCAUGGUCUCGGGUGGAAGCUGACGGAAGAUUCGGGAAUUACGGGAGUUCCACCGUUGGCAGCCGAUGGCGCUGGACCCGCCGGACCGCAACUGCAGCAGGAUGGAUUCUACAAUUGGGCUGAAACUUGCGCUAAACUUCCAAAUCCCAGCAACACCGGUCUGAAGGGAGCGGAUGCUCCCCUACGUAAGGUUGGCGAUCCCACCAAACGAUUCGGAACGUAUGCGUUCCGUCUGCCGGACAGUAACGGGGAAAAUGGUCUGUGGGUUUCGUACGAAGAUCCAGAUACGGCUGGUAACAAGGCUGGAUACGUGAAGGCGAAAGGUCUCGGUGGUAUCGCUAUCGUCGAUUUGGCGUACGAUGAUUUCCGCGGUACUUGCGCUGGGGAGAAGUAUCCUAUUCUGCGCGCCGCGAAGUAUAGGCUGUAAGCGCAGGAGGUUUAAGUUUAGUUUUAUGUGAAACACAGUCAGUCAAUACCGAUAUUUCUGUUUAAAACGUUAAAAUUGUAAAUGAAUGCAUCAACUGUUAA